AUUUUUUUUAAGAACACCAUGGACCCUGCGCCAUCUAAGCGAGAGCGCCCAAUCUCCGAAUCCGACGCCACCCUCAGCGCCGUAAAGCGUAUCCGGUUGGACGUAGACGACGAAGUAGAUCGUAAACAAUGUGCUCAGUUGGGGAGCGACAGUGUGACGUCCCAGGGGCAGCAAUGCUUCCCAUCUGAAAUCCAGGCCCUGCCUCAUGUGUUGAAACUCAUCGAGACGAUGUUACUGACCCCAGAUGAGGCCAUCACAGAAGUAGCCAAGACGGGACAGUCAGAAUGGGCUCAACAGAUAUUACGGAGGUUCGAGUGCGAUACAUCCGAGGCUUUCUACCAAGCAGCAAUCAGAGGGGAUUCUGUUAUUACAGAGAUACUACUUGACAAAUUCCUCCGCUAUAUGAACGAGCAAGCGAUACAGAAGACAGAGCAGGCCAUGCAAAGGGCAGCAAAAGCAGCUGCGGAGAUCGGACAACUCCAGAUCGUGCAGCUCUUGUUUUCAGAGAUAUACAUUUAUCGCAGGGCGUUUACUCCAAUGAUUACCGCUGCUCGAGAUAUUCUAGAUACCGCGGCAGCAAGCGGUUCUCUAGAGGUGGUCAAGUACAUGGUCAACCACGCAGUAAGCAGGCAAUACAUGGAUGAGUAUAGUAUCUUUCCUGAGGGCGAUACCCUGACUCGUGCAAUAAUGGGAGGUCAAAUGGAGGUGGUGGACUUCCUGCUCAAGUACAGAGGACUGCGAUGGAACCUGCGAAAGGCGUUUCUAGCAGCCAUGGACAGAGGAGAUAAAGAACUGACUGAGAGGAUUUACAACAUCUACCCACAGCAAUUCCACAACAAUAGUUUGUUCGCCUACGUGGCAGCCUCUGGGAAUCUGGAAGCUGUGAAGUAUCUUUAUAAUAACGGACACGACGACGAGGAAUCUGUUGGAAAAGCCUUGAAGGGAGCAGGUGGAUGCAAGACGGGAGUUGAGAUAUUGAAGUUUUUGCUGGACACUGGUCGGGUUACUCAAAGCGCAAUCGAUAAAGUCUUUCAAAGGGCUGCUCGACAGGAAAACAUGGAUGUGGUUACGUUAGUGUACAACACGAAGCUAGUGUCCCAGCAAGGGAUCAACAGGGCGUUUGCUACGGUGAAGAACGUUGCUGCUAUGAGACUGAUGUAUGAUAACGAGAAGAUCUCGGAAAGAUCUCUCCUGCGCGCUUUCAAGCUAAGCACGAGUCGCAACGGAGUCCAUACCGUCGAAAUAUUGAAGUUCUUGUUCAAGGAAAAGUGUAUUUCCUCGGAUCUGAUUAGCAAUGCGUUCGUGGCUGCUGUGAGGAAUCAACAGACGGAACUCGUCCACAUAUUGCGCGAUGAUACUCGCGUCACAGAUCAAGCUUUGAGUAGCGCUUUUGGGAUUGCAGCGAUCAGAGACGAUACGGCACUUGUAAAACUCUUGUACGACUACCAGCGUGUUUCUCAUGGCAGUUUGCUUAAAGCGUUCAGAGAAGCUACUCGCCAUGGACGCUUGGAAAUGGCAAAAGUAAUUGUGGCAUUUCUCUUCGAUGAGCAGCAUGUUCCACUGGUGUUUAAACACAGAGCUUUUGUACUUGCGGUUCGGCUCGGGUUCAAGCCAGUGGUUCUGCUUUUGUGUGAACGUAAAACGGAUGGAUAGCCUAUGGAAGUGCUGACAGAAGCGCUCGAUGUUGCAGCAGGUAAUCGCAAAGUCGUCAACCUGCUUCGCAAGAUAAUCUGCGAUAUGGUGCUCGCAGAACAACAUUAAAAAUGAGAGCUCCGAGAGAACUGAGGAGUACAAACAUUUAGCUUGACGAGUUUUCUUUUGCACUCGCUUUCCUUGGACGUCAAUAAAGAUAUCGACAUCUUUGAAUCAAGAUUCUUUAUGAUAAAGUGUAUGUGAUCCGUAGUUCAAUGGUCGGACUCAAGGGUUUCAGGCGACCGAUGACCAUGACAGAAUUUCAAGGCAUGACAAUAUCGUCUUGCCCAGCGAUAAUUGAUCGUGGCGGAAUGUUAGGAGAAUGCAACGUGUUGGUGAGAGUGAUUGGCGUGAAUUAUGAGAAAUUGAGCAUAUUAUGAAUUACUUUCAAAAUUUAUCUAAAUAACAUAAAAGACAAAAUUGGAG
Phytophthora nicotianae INRA-310 is the source of this 2118-nucleotide messenger RNA. RefSeq lists its product as hypothetical. Lineage: Eukaryota; Oomycota; Peronosporomycetes; Peronosporales; Peronosporaceae. The record is from RefSeq and is a predicted model, not a curated record. The transcript has a single exon. The coding region runs from base 19 to 1653 and encodes 544 amino acids.